Chanos chanos (milkfish) is the source of this 4764-nucleotide messenger RNA. RefSeq names its product disco-interacting protein 2 homolog Ca (gene dip2ca). The transcript has 38 exons. NCBI's taxonomy places the organism in Eukaryota, Metazoa, Chordata, Actinopteri, Gonorynchiformes, Chanidae. The record is from RefSeq and is a predicted model, not a curated record. Bases 1 to 4764 code for a protein of 1587 amino acids.
AUGGCGGACCGCGAUGCGCUGCCCCUACCCUUGGAAGUGCGAGCCAGAUUAGCUGAGCUGGAGUUGGAGUUAUCAGAGGGUGACAUCACUCAGAAAGGCUAUGAGAAGAAGAGGUCAAAACUACUCGGGGCCUACCUGCCACAGCCUCCAGCGUCCAUGGCUCACGAACGCCGGCCGCCCAUGGCCCCCUCCUCCGCCUCCCGCUACCACCGCAGACGAUCCUCUGGCACCCGUGACGAACGUUACAGAUCAGAUGUCCACACAGAAGCCGUGCAGGCGGCUUUGGCCAAACACAAGGAAAGGAAGAUGGCCGUGCCUAUGCCUUCGAAACGUCGCUCGCUGGUGGUGCAAACGUCCAUGGAUGCCUACACCCCUCCAGACACAUCCUCGGGUUCGGAGGAGGAGGGCGGCCAGGGCGAAGGCACCCCCACCUCCAGCCAGGGCAGCGUCAGCAUGGAGCACUGGAUCAGCCGCGCCAUCCACCAGGGUUCCACCACCUCCUCCUCCUCUUCCUCCACCCAGAGCGGGGGCAGCGGGGCUGCCGGACGCUUGGCCGACGUCUUGGCCCAGACGCACGUCGGGCCCAUCGCUCACCUCUCGUUGAAGAGAAAAACUAUGCUCGGCGUAGCUGAGAACGGAAACUCGCUUCGCCGCUCCUGCGAGUUCGGAUCAGACCUCCUCUGGCCGCCGCCCUUGGAGUCCGAGGAGAAUCACUCGGCCCCUCCGGACGUCACCACCUACACUUCAGAGCACCCAGCCCAGGUAGAGAGACCACAGGUGUCCACUGUUCCCAGAACCACGCCCAAAUACGGCAACGCCGAACUCAUGGAGACCGGAGAUGGAGUUCCGGUCAGCAGUCGAGUCUCUGCUAAGAUCCAGCAGCUGGUCAACACCCUGAAGCAACCCCGACGACCUCCUCUGAGAGAGUUCUUCGUCGACGAUUUUGAAGAACUUCUCGAGGUCCAGCAGCCCGACCCAAACGUGCCCAGGCCAGAGGGUGCUCAGAUGGUGACUAUGCGGGGGGAGCAACUGGGUGUGGUCACUAACUGGCCUCCCUCUUUGGAAGCAGCACUGCAACGUUGGGGAACCAUCUCCCCCAAAGCCCCUUGUCUAACAACCAUGGACACCAACGGCAAACCCCUCUAUGUCCUGACAUACGGGAAACUGUGGUCCCGAAGCAUCAAGGUGGCUUACAACAUCUUGCACAAACUGGGCACUAAGCAAGAGCCAAUGGUCAGGCCAGGAGACCGGGUGGCACUUGUGUUCCCCAACAACGACCCUGCCGCCUUCAUGGUUGCCUUUUACGGUUGCCUGCUGGCAGAGGUGGUGCCCGUCCCGAUAGAAGUGCCGCUCACUAGGAAGGACGCUGGCAGUCAGCAGAUCGGCUUCCUCCUCGGGAGCUGCGGGGUCACCGUGGCUCUGACAAGUGAUGCCUGCCAUAAAGGCCUGCCCAAAGGACCCACAGGGGAAAUCCCACAGUUCAAAGGAUGGCCCAAGCUACUGUGGUUCGUCACAGAAUCCAAACACCUGUCCAAGCCACCGCGCGAUUGGUUCCCUCAUAUCAAAGAUGCAAACAACGACACCGCCUACAUAGAGUACAAGACCUGUAAAGACGGCAGUGUCCUUGGAGUGACAGUGACAAGGAUUGCCCUACUCACCCACUGCCAGGCUCUCACACAGUCCUGUGGAUACACUGAGGCUGAGACUAUAGUGAAUGUAUUAGAUUUUAAGAAGGACGUGGGGCUGUGGCAUGGCAUCCUCACCAGUGUGAUGAACAUGAUGCAUGUAAUCAGCAUACCCUACUCCCUGAUGAAAGUCAACCCCCUCUCCUGGAUUCAGAAAGUAUGCCAGUACAAAGCCAAAGUGGCAUGUGUGAAGUCCAGGGAUAUGCACUGGGCCUUAGUUGCUCACAGGGACCAGAGGGACAUCAACCUAACCUCUCUGCGCAUGCUAAUAGUGGCUGAUGGAUCCAACCCAUGGUCUAUCUCAUCGUGUGAUGCUUUCCUUAACGUCUUCCAAAGCAAGGGUCUGAGGCCAGAGGUCAUCUGUCCGUGUGCCAGCUCACCCGAAGCCCUCACUGUAGCCAUCAGGAGGCCUACAGAGGACAGUAACCAGCCCCCAGGCCGGGGGGUGCUGUCCAUGCAGGGCCUGAGCCACGGAGUGAUCAGAGUGGACACUGAAGAACGAUUGUCUGUGCUCACUGUGCAGGAUGUGGGCACUGUCAUGCCAGGAGCUUUAAUGUGUGUGGUUAAACCAGAGGGGGUUCCCCAGCUGUGCAGAACUGAUGAAGUCGGAGAACUUUGCGUGUGUUCUAUUGCCACGGGAACGUCAUAUUAUGGCCUGUCAGGCAUGACCAAGAACACCUUUGAGGUAUUUCCCAUGGGGAGCAAUGGGGCUCCCGUCAGUGAAUAUCCCUUCACCAGGACAGGGCUUCUGGGCUUCAUCGGGCCUGGAGGUCUGGUCUUUAUCGCCGGUAAGAUGGAUGGUCUGAUGGUAGUGAGUGGGAGGAGACACAAUGCGGAUGACAUUGUUGCCACGGCAUUGGCGGUGGAGCCCAUGAAGUUUGUGUACAGGGGAAGGAUAGCGGUGUUUUCCGUGACGGUCUUGCACGAUGAGAGGAUCGUUGUGGUGGCUGAGCAGAGGCCCGACUCGACGGAGGAGGACAGUUUCCAGUGGAUGAGCCGCGUUCUGCAGGCCAUAGACAGCAUCCAUGGAGUUGGGGUUUUCUGUCUUGCUUUGGUUCCCGCUAACACCCUUCCCAAAACACCGCUUGGGGGUAUCCACCUGUCUGAGACUAAGCAGCUGUUUCUGGAAGGCUCGCUGCACCCCUGCAACGUCCUCAUGUGCCCCCAUACCUGCGUCACCAACCUGCCGAAACCCAGACAGAAACAGCCAGAGAUCGGGCCUGCCUCUGUGAUGGUGGGAAACCUGGUUUCGGGAAAGAGGAUUGCCCAGGCCAGCGGUCGAGACCUGGGCCAGAUUGAAGACAAUGAUCAGUUCCUCUUCCUGUCCGAGGUGUUGCAGUGGAGAGCGCAGACGACUCCGGACCACGUCCUAUUCACUCUACUCAGCUCAAGGGGAGCUAUACUGAGCUCUCUGACAUGCGUCCAACUCCAUAAACGAGCAGAGAAGAUAGCAGCUAUGCUAUUGGAGAGAGGCCAUCUGCAGGAUGGGGAUCACGUAGCUCUGGUUUACCCGCCCGGCCUGGAUCUGAUCGCUGCCUUUUACGGAUGCCUGUACGCCGGCUGUGUUCCAAUCACUGUCAGACCUCCACACCCCCAGAACAUUGCCACCACCUUGCCCACUGUGAAGAUGAUUGUGGAGGUGAGUCGGUCGGCCUGUGUGAUGACCACGCAGGUGAUAUGCAAGUUACUGAAAUCAAAGGAAGCAUCUGCUGCAGUGGAUGUCAGAACGUGGCCUCCCGUCCUGGACACAGAUGAUCUGCCAAAGAAGAAGCCCCCCCAACUGUACAAGCCCUCUAACCCUGACACCCUGGCCUACCUGGACUUCAGCGUGUCCACCACAGGAAUGCUAGCAGGAGUAAAGAUGUCACACACAGCCACCAGUGCCUUCUGCCGCUCAAUCAAGCUCCAGUGUGAGCUCUAUCCCUCUCGGGAGGUGGCCAUCUGCCUGGACCCUUACUGUGGCCUGGGCUUUGUCCUCUGGUGCCUGUGCAGUGUGUAUUCAGGGCAUCAAUCCAUCCUGAUCCCUCCCUCUGAGCUGGAAGUGAACCCGGCGCUGUGGCUUCUGGCAGUCAGUCAGUUCAGAGUGAGAGACACCUUCUGCUCCUACUCAGUCAUGGAGCUGUGCACUAAGGGACUGGGCCUCCAGACCGAGUCUCUGAAGUCUCGUGGGCUGGACCUGUCUCGGGUCAGGACGUGUGUGGUGGUGGCUGAGGAGAGGCCCAGAAUAGCCCUGACUCAAUCUUUCUCCAAACUCUUCAAAGAUUUGGGCUUGCACCCACGAGCUGUCAGCACCUCCUUUGGCUGCAGGGUCAACCUGGCCAUCUGCCUGCAGGGCACCUCAGGACCGGAUCCGACCACUGUGUAUGUAGACAUGAGGGCUCUGAGACAUGACAGAGUCAGACUGGUUGAGCGUGGCUCUCCUCAUAGUUUACCCCUUAUGGAGUCCGGAAAGAUUUUACCCGGAGUACGAAUCAUUAUUGCCAAUCCUGAGACCAAAGGGCCUUUGGGAGAUUCUCACCUUGGAGAGAUCUGGGUACACAGUGCUCAUAACGGCAGCGGCUACUUCACCGUGUACGGAGACGAGGCCCUGCAGUCCGACCACUUCAACUCCCGGCUGAGUUUUGGCGACACACAGACUGUGUGGGCACGCACUGGGUACCUGGGCUUCCUGCGCAGGACUGAGCUGACCGAUGCCAGCGGAGAGCGUCAUGAUGCACUGUAUGUGGUGGGGGCCCUGGAUGAAGCCAUGGAGCUCAGAGGGAUGAGGUACCACCCCAUCGACAUCGAGACCUCUGUCAUUCGCACGCACAAGAGUAUCAUGGAGUGUGCUGUGUUUCCUUGGACCAACCUGUUGGUGGUGGUGGUGGAACUGGAGGGUUCAGAGCAGGAAGCUCUGGACUUGGUUCCUCUGGUGACCAAUGCAGUGUUGGAGGAGCAUUAUCUGAUUGUAGGAGUUGUAGUGGUAGUGGACAUCGGUGUGAUCCCCAUCAACUCUCGUGGUGAAAAACAGAGGAUGCACCUGCGUGAUGGUUUCCUGGCCGACCAGCUGGACCCCAUCUAUGUGGCGUAUAAUAUGUAG